This is a messenger RNA of Penicillium salamii, 3513 nucleotides long. NCBI's taxonomy places the organism in Eukaryota, Fungi, Ascomycota, Eurotiomycetes, Eurotiales, Aspergillaceae. The record is from the annotation of a GenBank genome assembly.
AUGCUACCGGUUUCACGACCCGAGGGACAAAUGAGUUUCAACUACAUUCCAACCACUCAACCAAUGUCGGGUACUUCGACAGGCCGCAGCUCUCCGAGUGACCCGGGAUCUAGCAAUUCCAGAAUGCCAUUUGGUCCUUCCCCGGGUUCCAUCGGGAGUUCGAGGCCGGGAGCUGGCUCCCCUUCUCACGACUUGGGAUCACGACUUUACUCGAAGCGAGCUCGCGAAAUUCAGGCGCAAGAAGGCGUCUCACCUAGCAUCUGGGGUCCUCCUACGAGCGGCCAUUCAACCCCGCUUCGUGAAAAUAUUCCCGAAUCGCCGAGCCAGGACAGCUUCCCUGAUCUAAUCCCUACCACCAAUGGCUCCAUUGGCAGUCCCAGCCGCCGAGCCCGUGCAGGAACGGUGCCAUCUCGUUUUCCUCCGAUGGGCACACUGAAUGAGAUGGAACUCCAGCAGCCAUUCGCCUCGCAGACCUCCCGCCCGACACCCUCGACCAGUCCUUUCAGGCCUCCCGGUGUCUCUGGAAUCGAUACGGGCUCCAAGCCCGCCAGCUCAGGUGCUGGACCUGCCCCGGCGUCUCUCUCACGUCUUCGCGCUGGCUCAAUGCCACAAAGAAGCAACUUCUUGGGUGGAAGUGGUCCCUUCGGACCGUCGCUGUUUUCAACAAACUGGUCCACAGGCCGCGAGCGGGCUACAACCCUGACAAGUAUUCGAUCAUCCGAAGGGCCUACUUCGCCGAGUCACUCCUCCUUCUCGAGGGAUGGCCUUGCGGAUACCGAUGUUAAGACACUAGACUACUUGGGUCUUGCUGAGACUCCCCAGCAAGCGAUGGCAUCUCUUGCGCGUCCAUCCAUGGAGCAGUUGAUGCAGCACCAGCAGCAACAACAACAACAGCAAGCCUCUGCGCUGCCGCCACUCCUGGCUGAGUUGGCAAUGAUAAAAAAUAAUAGUCGGUUCCGCUCAUACUCCGUCAACGCCAAAGAGAAAUACGCGGAUGACGAGGAUCUCGAAUAUGAGAACCGUUAUUCUCAGGUUCCUUCAGGCACCAUGACCCCGUCUGCCGCUGCAACUGCCGCUCAGCUUGCGGCUACACAGGCUCAAAUUCACCAGCACAACCUUGCUGUUCAGGCCUUUGCAAGCCAUGCUUCUGUGAGCAGGCCCCGGGCUCGCACCGCUGGUAUUUUGGAGGCCCCUCCCCAGCGAUCUUCCAUCCGUAACUACCUCGCAACCCCUUCUCGUCUUGACAACAGCUUUAGUGCUGCCGACUUGCAAAUCCCGGAAAAUCUUGAAUAUGAUGAACUGUCCGAGGCCGUUCAGCUUAUGAACCUCGGUGGUGCUGGUAUUCCCGGUCUGGGUGCCCGCCAGACCACUGAGAUGUCGGACGAGAACAACCAGGAUGGGCCUACUCGAGCCCUGUGGAUUGGCAGCAUCCCCGUUUCCACAACUGUCACAUCCUUGGAAGCUAUUUUCGGCAUGUAUGGAAAGAUCGAGUCAACCCGCGUGCUCACCCACAAGAACUGCGGGUUUGUCAACUUCGAUCGUCUGGACAGUGCUGUGCAAGCGAAGUCAUUGCUCAAUGGCAAGGAAAUUUUCCCUGGUGCCGGACCCGUCAGAAUCGGAUAUGCCAAGGUUCCUGGUGCCUCUGCCACUGGCACUCCUGGUGCCAACGGAAUUCAGUCUUCCCCGACCCCCGAUCCAAGCUUCCGGUCCAACCUUGCUGCAGGAGACAGCCCGGACCGGGCUGACAAUGUCCACACAAUCCCUCAAAUCCCUGCGUUGGCAGACUUGCUGCCUGAUAUGGUGCAGAUUGUGCGAGAGUUUGGUGCUAGUGAGACUGAUCUCCAGAACAUCACAGCAAGCAUCCAAAACUCCAUCGCGUUCCAGGCAUUCGAGGAUGAAAUACCCUCUGUACAGGAACCCAGUCAGUCUCGCAUGUUUGAUGCGCCUCGUCUCCGUGACAUUCGCAAGCGCAUCGACAACGGCGCCUGCUCGAUCCAAGAGAUCGAGGAAACCGCCGAGGCCAUGCUUCCUGAGAUUGCGGAGUUGGCUUCUGACUAUUUGGGCAACACUGUAGUCCAAAAGCUGUUCGAGUUCUGCUCGGAAGCUACCAAGGAGCAGAUGUUGAGUCACAUUGCUCCCCAUCUCUCUGAAAUCGGUGUCCACAAGAAUGGAACAUGGGCUGCACAGAAGAUCAUUGAUGUUGCCAAAACUCCGGCACAAAUGCAGUUUAUUGUCGAUGCUCUUCGGCCAUACACCGUUCCUCUCUUCUUGGAUCAAUACGGAAACUACGUUUUGCAAUGCUGCCUGCGAUUCGCCAGUCCUUUCAACAGCUUCAUUUUUGAAUCCAUGCUUAACCGUUUGUGGGAAGUUGCUCAAGGUCGAUUCGGCGCCCGCGCAAUGCGGGCUUGCUUGGAGAGCCACCAUGCCACAAAGGACCAGCAGCGCAUGCUGGCUUCUGCGAUCGCUCUUCACAGUGUGCAAUUGGCUACCAACGCGAAUGGCGCUCUCUUGCUGACCUGGUUCCUUGACACCUGCACAUUCCCUCGUCGCCGAACAGUCUUGGCACCAAGACUUGUGCCUCAUCUUGUUCAUCUCUGCACCCACAAGGUUGCCUACUUGACCGUUCUCAAGGUCAUCAACCAACGCAACGAGCCAGAGGCUCGUGAUAUCGUCUUGAAGGCAUUAUUCUUUAGCGCAGGUGAUGAGGUUUUGGAGAAGAUCUUGAGUGACCAGACUUCUGGUGCUACUUUGAUCUUCAAGGUUCUCACCACGCCGUUCUUUGAUGAGUCUAUGCGUGCCGAAGUUGUCAAGAAUGUGUCCAAGGUUCUCACAAAGCUCAAGGCCUCCCCAAGCCAAGGAUACAAGCGUCUGAUGGAUGAGGUUGGUCUCUCCUCUCGCAGCAGUGGCCGUGAACACCACGGCCGAGAGCACGGCACUGGAACCCCGGAGAAGUCCCAGCACCGCCAGUCCUCCCGACACGGCAGCACAGGUUACCCCGCUCAGCCAUCCAUGGACAGACAGUACAAUGGACAACAGCAAUUUGCCCCCAACGCAUAUGGCCAAAACCCCGACUCCCGCCCGAUCUCUUCCGACCAGAACAACCCCUCACCUCUUGAUCCCUACUCCAACGGUCUCGGAAACAACCCACUCAACGGCAUGCCCGGCGGGCCUGGGUAUGGUCAGGAACCCUUGAGCCAGCAACAGCUGCAGUACCAGGCCUACCUCGCCGCUCAGGCCCGUGGCGUUUCUCCUGGCUACCCAGGAAUGCCAAACGUCAACUACGGAUACCCUGGCGCCUCGCCUGCAGACAACCUUCGUUCCUUGCAACCCCAGCAAAACGCGCCCCUUUCUGCUGGACCUGGCCAAAUUGGCCCCAACCCCAUACUAGGUCAGAACUACCAACAGUUCAGCCCAGUAGUCAACCCUGCCCAGAUGUAUCAAUAUCCCCCACAAUAUUACCAACAGGCACAGCCGGUGCAGGGGCAAGGUGGAGGUCGACGUGGACGGCGGUGA